AUGCCUUCCUAUACCCCCUCCCUGGUGGGAGCAGCCACCGGCAUUGGCACCCAUGUCCUCCUUUAUCGACAUGGGGAGUGGGACGAAAAGGCACCGUCGAUUCUAUUCACCUAUGUGCUGUUGACUAUAUUCGCUUUCGCACCCAAGUGGGGCGAAGGAUUCGGGCUUUCCCUGCCGUGCCAGUGGGUCGGUUACACUGUUUUCUGGCAUAUCCUGGGAGUAUAUGCGAGCAUGUUAUUCUAUCGCGUUUUCCUGCAUCGACUGAAACAUUUCCCGGGCCCUUUUUUUGCCAAGAUAUCGAACCUCUAUGCCACACUUCUCGCUGGCAAGAAGAUGCAAUUUUAUACAGAGACAGAAAAGCUACAUAAGAGGUUCGGUGACUACGUGCGACUAGGCCCAACGGAACUUUCUAUUACAGACCCGGAAGCUAUCGUUGCUCUUCAUGGCCCGCAGACACCGGUCUCCAAGGGACCGUGGUAUGGGAUUUUUGGGGAUCGAAUUUCCUUGCAGCUUGAGCGAGACAAAAAAAUACAUGCACGUCGUAAGAAAGUAUGGGACAGAGGAUUGAAUGAUAAAUCUCUGCGCCUUUACGAAUCCCGCGUUGUCAAAUAUGCCAAUCAAUUGGUCGAUGUCAUUGAACAGCACGUUGACACCAGUAUCGAUAUGGCCAAGUGGUGCAAUUAUUACGCGUUUGAUGUGAUGGGGGAUCUCUCCUUUGGCAAGUCGUUCGGUAUGCUGCUAAACAGCGGGGAUACCUUCUUCUUGAACUCACUUCACGCUACUAUGAAAAGUGUAGGGCUCCUAGGGCACCUAGUAUGGUUGUUCCCGUUCUUUGUGUCAACUCCCAUACUCAAUAGAGAAAAUUUGAGAUUCUGGGCUGGGGUUGAUGCGAAGGUUAAAGAUCGAAUGGAUAAUGAGCCAGAGAGCCCUGAUGUAUUCUCAUGGUUACUGGAAAGCUAUCGGAAUGGUCCCAAGACCAAGCAGGAUACUCUCAACCUUCGUACUGAUGCCUUCUUAAUCGUUGUGGCUGGAAGUGACACCACGGCCGCUACCUUGACAAACAUCUUCUUUCACCUUGCGACGGAGCCAGACUUAAAGAAACAGCUACAAUUCGACCUGGAUAAGCUAGAAGAUUUCUCGCAUCAGAAUCUAACGCAAUUAGAUCUCCUCGAUGCUGUCAUUAACGAGACCCUGAGGCUGCAUCCGCGCAACUUUGAGCGUCCCACAGAGUUUCUUCCCAGCCGUUGGACCACUGAGCUGCAGUUGGUCAAGAAUAGAUCCGUUUUCAUACCUUUUAACUCUGGGGCAUACUCAUGUGUCGGAAAGCGACUCGCUCUUAUGGAGCUGCGAUGUGUCACGGCUCAAUUGUUGAGCCGGUACGAUGUUAGCCUGGCUCCCGGGCAGAGCAAAGAGGCAUUCCUGGAGGGGGCGCACGAUUAUUUCACCUUGACGACUGCUCCACUGCAGCUGAUGUGGCGGCGGCGAGAGGGAAAUCGGACAUGGUAA
Molecule: messenger RNA, 1506 nt
Organism: Aspergillus affinis
Lineage: Eukaryota; Fungi; Ascomycota; Eurotiomycetes; Eurotiales; Aspergillaceae
Product: cytochrome P450
Exons: 7
Coding region: 1-1506 (501 amino acids)
Molecular function (GO): monooxygenase activity; oxidoreductase activity, acting on paired donors, with incorporation or reduction of molecular oxygen; iron ion binding
Source: RefSeq, a predicted model, not a curated record